AUGGGUUCUGCAGCAUUAGACCUGAGCAAGACCGAGGCGUUCCUAAAGGGCGUGCGCAUCCCCUUUGUCAGCCCGUCAGCGACAGAGUUCGGAGUGCUAAGCAAGACUUUUAUGCACUCCCCGGAACAGCCGACCGGCAUCGCGCAGCCGGGGACAGCGGAGGAAGUGGCGACCAUCAUUAAACACUGCAUUGCCGAGAAGGUUCCCUUUGUCGUCCGUACCGGGGGUCAUGAUGUGACCAAGUCGACACUUGUGGCCAACGUCCUCUCCAUCAACCUCCGCAAGCUCGACCAUGUCCAAGUCAGCGCCGAUAAGAAAACUGCCAGGGUGGGCGGUGGUAUUCUGUCUGGCGCCUUACUGGAAGCCCUCGCUCCGCACGGCCUGGAAGUUCCAACAGCCGCGGUGCCGUCGGUGGGCUGGCUCAGUUGCGCGACUAUGGCAGGGUACACUCUUAUGUCUCCGUCCAUGGGCCUUUGCUGCGAUAGCCUUCUCGGUGCCAAAGUGGUUGAUGCCAAGGGUGAGAUUGUGGAGGCUAGCGAAAGGAUGAUGAAGGGCAUCCGUGGCGGCGGUGGCAACUUUGGUGUCAUCGUCGAGUUCACAGUCAAGGUGCACCCGCUGUUGGAGGCCCAGUCCGGAGCGAUCAUGUACGAGAGCUCGGACCCGCAACGCAGCUGGUCGUCGUUUUUGACCAAGUUCCAGGAGCUCAUGACCAAGGAGAAGAUGCCGCAUUGUCUGUCGAUUCUGCCAUCGCUCAUCGCUGUGCCCAACAUGGGACCAGCCGUUUUUGCCGUCUUCUACUGGAGGGGCGCUCGCGAUGAUGCCUUCCAGUAUUGGCUGAAGAAGGCAGGCUCUCUCGGUCAAGCCGUCGUGGAUCUCGACAAGGCCGUCGUGACACAGUCGGCACUCACGUUCACCAAGGGCUUUGAAGCCCUGCUGCCGCCCAAGAUGUACGGGGCGAUCCACAGCAGCUGUGGCUCCGAGCUCACGCCGGAGGCCAUCGAGGUGUUCGGCAAGUACGGGGCGGCAAUGCCCCCGGCAGGAGGGUCGUCCAUCAACUUCCAUGUCCUUCGCGAAGGGACCCCUUCCUGUGGCAAGCCCAGUGACUUUCCGGACUCGGUCUUCGGCGCUCGCAGGCCGCAUUGGAUGUGCGAGUUCAUUGGCGGCUCCGGCGCUGGCGAGGAGCAAGGUGCCGAAGCAGCACAAUGGGCCAAGGAAAUUCGAGAUGCUCUUGCCAAGACAGGCGCGGUUACAAAGUUUGGGUACGCUGCCACGACGAGCAAGGAGUUCGCUGUAGUGGAGGACGUGUUUGGCGAGAACGCCGCGGAGCUUAGGGCUCUGAAGAAGGAGUUUGACCCGGACAACGUGUUCCGAUGCACAGUCCCCCUGAUGGACUGA
Messenger RNA from Thyridium curvatum, 1395 nucleotides. RefSeq lists its product as uncharacterized. The record is from RefSeq and is a predicted model, not a curated record. The transcript is spliced from 2 exons. Bases 1 to 1395 code for a protein of 464 amino acids. Gene Ontology annotation, molecular function: oxidoreductase activity; FAD binding. Lineage: Eukaryota; Fungi; Ascomycota; Sordariomycetes; Thyridiales; Thyridiaceae.